This is a messenger RNA of Nothobranchius furzeri (turquoise killifish), 4392 nucleotides long. It is a transcript of the gene trim24, whose product is annotated as tripartite motif containing 24. Lineage: Eukaryota; Metazoa; Chordata; Actinopteri; Cyprinodontiformes; Nothobranchiidae. Gene Ontology annotation, cellular component: chromatin. Gene Ontology annotation, molecular function: zinc ion binding; protein binding. The record is from RefSeq and is a predicted model, not a curated record.
AGCAGUAAAACACCGCAAUGCCACCUGGGUAAUAGGUGUUUUGAGAAUCGUGUGCUAGCGUAUCUCCUUUGGGCUAAUGAGCUUGAAAAUAUGGUUUAUUUAGUCUAUUUUAACUACUUGUGAACAUGCCUGUUCUUUUGUAUAGUCUAUUUUUAAGAAAUACGCCACACGCCUAGGAAUGUGAUUUUAUUUUUAUUUAAUUUUUGCCCGUGUGCUGGUAAAAUUAGCUACAAUGCUAAUUUAGUUUUCCACACGGAACGGGUUUUAAUUAUUUCGUUUAACAUUCUAGAAUAACAAAUUAACGGACUUGAUCAGUAAUGCUGUUCUACGCAGUAGUGGUAAUUUUCCUCCAUGUAAAAUAAAUGAAACGUUUUUAUUGUUGACAAAAUUUAGCCAUGCUAGCUUUAUUGAUUGUCUAGCAAGAUCGUGCAGCGACGGGGGGUUACAAAAAUGGAUGAAACUGUCGAAAAUGUCCAGAACAACGACAUUGUAAUCAUUGUGGAAAAUGAAGCUGAAAGUUUGCCAGCAGGAGAUGAUAAAGUGAAGAUGCAAGGCGCCUUCGGGCUCAUGGACACAUGUCCAGUUUGUAAACUGAGCUUUCACAACAGAGAGCCCAAACUGCUGCCGUGUCUCCACUCCUUUUGUAAGAAGUGUCUGCCGCCCUCUACGAGGAGUGUCGAACCGAGGCGGGACACACACGGUCCAGCAGCAUCUGUCCGAUGUCCCGUGUGCAAACAAGACUGCUGGGAGGUGGACAUAUUGGACAAUUUUUUUGUCAAAGACUCUGCCGAGGUGCCGAGCAGCACCAUGGAGAAAACCAGUCAGGUUUGUAUGAGCUGUGAAGACAACACUGAGGCAACGGGUUUUUGCAUGGAGUGUGUGGAGUUCCUGUGUGUGACGUGCAUUGAGGCGCAUCAGAGGGUCAAGUUCACCAGAGACCACACCAUCCGGCAGAAGGAGGAGAUGUCUCCAGAAGCUUUAGGCGUAUCCACGCAGAGACCCGUGUUUUGUGACGUCCACAAACAGGAGCCUCUCAAGCUUUUCUGUGAGACGUGUGACCGGCUUACCUGUCGUGACUGUCAGCUCCUAAAGCACAAAGAUCACAACUAUCAGUUUUUGGAAGAUGCAUACAAGAAUCAUAAGCAGUAUCUGGAGGCCAUGACGCAGCAGUUGCAGGAGAAAAGAAAGGGCAUCGAGGAAGUGUCAAGCUGCGUUAACACUGGGUUGCAGCAAGUAGAAGAAAACCGGAAGACUGUUACAAAUGAAAUAAAGAAGUCCAUCUGCAACCUGAUCAUGGAGAUCAACAGGAAGGGAAAGAUCCUGAUUAACCAGCUUGAGGCUUUGACUAAUGACCACGAGCAGGCUUUGAAGAAGCAGCAGGACGAUGUGAACUCUCUGACCCGGCAUUUGGAUCACGUAAUCAACUUCACUAAAUGGGCCACGGAGAGCCACAGUGGAACUGCUCUCCUUUACUGCAAGAGGCUGAUCCUUUACCAGAUCCAUUACCUGAUGAGGACCAGCUACAACCCCUCCAUCAUUUCUCAGAGCACUGUCCGCUUCCAGUGUCGUUCUGGUUUCUGGGCCACGAACGUAGAUCUUGGGUCGCUGGUUGUAGAAAGAUGCCCGGGAAGGCCCCCCGCUGCCCCCCAACCCGCAGGUCCCAGAGCAGACGCCCCCACAGGAGCUCUUUCUGUCUCAGCUCAGCAGCGACAGAGCACUCUGGCUCAGCUGCAGAUGCAGGUUGACAAGCUUUCCCAUCAGCCUCACAGACAGCCCGCGCCCAACAACUGGUCCUGGUACCCGAGUGUCCAAAAUGUCCGGCUCUCAGGACCUCCCGGCCCACCGCCUCCGACCAGACCAAUCCACGGAGGGUCUUCGCCCUCCCAGGGCCCCCCCAACAUGGCACAGCCAGGGCGCAGAUAUGGGAACGUCCACCCUAACCCUAGAAGCUCCUCGCCGUCGAUGAUUCAGAACCCAAACUUCACAGCUUCACAGUCCCUUAGAGAGCUCAUCCACAGCAACAUCUUCCCUCCUAAACCCAUCGAAGUGCCGCAGGGAACGUCUCGCUUCCCGCAGCCUCUGACAGCUGGAGCAGCUGCUCAGAUUUCCCUCCACCAGAGAUACUUACCAGAGUCCCCCCUCCUAAAGAGGAGUGAAGCUGGUGGAUCUGCUCCGACCAUCAGCAUCUCCAUCCCGAAAACCAACGUGGGGCUAAGCGUCUCAGCAGCUGCAGAUAAAACAAGCACAUUCAGUCACAUGGCAGCUCAACAAAGGCAGAACUCCCCCAUGGUGAAGCCGUCCUCCUCAGACAGAAGCAUGGGGCCGCCCCUUUGGAAGCAGAUGUCCGAGCCUCCGUCAGCGCCUGCCUCUAAGCGACGGAGACGAUCGUCCCCAGGUCCCAUUAUCAUCAUCAAAGACGAACCAGAAGAUGACGAUGAAGUUCAUUUUGUGCAGUCUAGUGUUGGGUCGAGCCUGCCAGACAGCAGCACCGGAGCUCAGUCGAAGCCUCGGCAGCAACAGAAGGGACCGUCGGUCUCUGCAGACCCUGCGUCAGCCUCCAAUAACCCGAGUGCUCAGACCCAAUCAAAGCUAGAGUCUGAAAAGAGAACAGAACCAGAAGAAGACCCCAACGAGGAUUGGUGUGCCGUGUGCCAGAAUGGAGGAGAGCUGCUGUGCUGUGACAAGUGUCCCAAAGUUUUCCACCUGGCCUGUCACAUCCCGACUCUGAACGAGUCUCCCAGUGGUGAGUGGUUUUGCUCGUUCUGCCGAGACCUGGACUCACCCGAGAUGGAGUACAGCUGUGACCGACGUGUUGGUCCGGACGUAGAAAUGUUCCCGCUUGUUGAUAGAAGGAAAUGCGAAAGACUGCUGCUGCGUCUGUUCUGUAACGACUUCAGCACCGACUUCCAGCAGCCUGCUCCUCCAUCGGAAACCCGAAGGUACAAAGAGCUAAUCAAGACGCCAAUGGAUUUAUCAAUGGUGAAAAAACGGCUGGAGUCAAAGGAGGGCGAACGCUACAGCGGCCCCGAGGGGUUUGUGGCUGAUGUCAGGCUUAUAUUUUUCAACUGUGCUAAGUACUACAAGGCGACUUCUGAGGUUGGAAGUGCAGGAUUGUACCUGGAGGAAUACUUUGAGGAGCAGCUGAAGCUCAUCUACCCAGACAGGGUGUUCCCCGGAGGGAGAGAGGAGCAGAUGAUCCCCCCUUUGGAGGAGGAAAUUGAAGAAGAGGAGGAACAGACGGCAGAGGAAAGCACGGCUCACAUUGAAUGCAACAAACUUCAAAAUCCUGCAGAAAAGGGGACUAAAGUGGACCCAGGCCCAACAGACGACAAGGAGCCGGACACAGACAAGACCGAGACGGGAUCAAAGGAGACGAGUGAAGUUGUGGGUAGCCUAGAGGAAAGACGUUUUCCUUCUGAGGAGGAAAAGCAAAAAGAGAACACAAAGAUGGAGCAGGCGGAACACCGGCCCUCUGCUGAGAAUGACGCCGAAGAUGGAAACGCUUCCAGCUCUUUAAAACAGGAGAGUCCUGAGCUCCUGACAGACAAAACCGCAGCUCCUCCUGACUGUCAGGAUAAGUCAGCCCCUGAAUAAAUGAAGAAACUGAAGAAAAGAUGGCCGAUCAAAGUCUUCCGCAGACUUGGGUUUGCACGUAGAUCGUGUCAGAAUGAGACAGACUGUAGAUGCACAACUAAAGGAGUAAAUAACCUCCGUGUGAUGACUGAAGCGCACAAACGUACCGCGUUCGUCUCGUUUAAGUUGCAAAUGCUCCUCCUAACCUCAUAGAUCAUAGGCUGAGUCUUCUUCAGGAGCUGCGGUGCAUGAAACACGUCUCCGGAGAUUUUAACACACCAAGUAGCCGUUAUGUUGGGAAAUCAGUUGUUUUUAAUAGUAUUUUCUUUGUAUUUAUAGUGUUAAAUAGGACCAUAAGUGCUGUAAAUAAUGAUCAAAUCAGAGGAGAAAUGAGCUGCUUGGUUAUUUGUCUCAACUUUGUGCUGCCAGUUGAAACUUUCCUGUCCCUCCUCCCCCCCAGUAAUCACAACGAAGCCUUGUUUUCACCGCAGUACCAACAAUCCUUGAUUUACUCGCUAUCAGUCUGAGAUAAAGCAGAGACGUCAUAAUCGGCUCCCGUUGUACUGCUUGUGUCCUAAAUGACUGCAUCCUGAUUAGAUGCUGUUGGGAAUUACACAUGUUAUAAAACAGCGUUACACCGCGGGUUUACGCACCACUUUACCCGACUUUACUGUAUUUAUAAUAAACAGGGUUACACGUCACGUACGACUGUGUUGUCGGGGGUUACCAGCUGACUUUGAUUGUUGCUGUGGGGAAUUUCAAAUAGUCGCAGGAUGAAAUUAUAAAAUAAAAAAGCCACAGAAUAAGGCGACACUCUGA